Messenger RNA from Lachancea thermotolerans CBS 6340, 3144 nucleotides. RefSeq names its product glutamate dehydrogenase (NAD(+)) (gene GDH2). Bases 1 to 3144 code for a protein of 1047 amino acids. Gene Ontology annotation, cellular component: mitochondrion. NCBI's taxonomy places the organism in Eukaryota, Fungi, Ascomycota, Saccharomycetes, Saccharomycetales, Saccharomycetaceae. The record is from RefSeq and is a predicted model, not a curated record. Gene Ontology annotation, molecular function: L-glutamate dehydrogenase (NAD+) activity. The transcript has a single exon.
AUGCUUUCCUCCCAAAACUCAAAGGUGCCUGACAUCUCGUCGCUCUCGAUCUCGUCGAUUUCCGACUACCACAACUUCGAUUUCCCAGGCAAGGACGCCCAGCGCGAGGCCGUCCUGGACCUGGUCGACCAACAGGGCUUCAUUCCGGAUGACGUGGUCGAGCACGAGGUCGAGUGGUUCUAUGACGCGCUGGGAAUCGACGACCUUUUUUUCUCCAAGGAAUCCCCUGAAAUGAUUGCAAACAUCAUCCACACGCUGUAUGCGUCGAAGGUAGAAUCCUUCGCGAAGCUCAAAAUCGCCGGCGAUUCCGCGGCCUCCGUCGAGGAUGGAUCGUCGCCCUCUAAUUUCACUGUGAAAAACCAGGUCGUCACCGAGACCCAUUCUGUCUUUAUGGAAACCGGCAACGACCUGGACAAAGAGAUCGACAGCAUGCUGCUCGACAACCCAACGCAACGCUACCGCCUUAUUUCUUACACUGCCGAAAGCGCGCUGAAACUCACGUUUGUCUAUCGCACAGUUUUUGCUGCAGAGGACCAAUCCGGUGCUGAACUGGCCCCCGAGCAAUUGUGCCAUGGCGAUAUUGACAGCAUUAGCGACCUAACUAUGUCCCAGGUUACCUCAAAAGAAAACAAAAAGCUUUACGGGCUUAUUAUGAACCAGAUGCGCCAACGAGAGGGCCCUGUUAUCAAGACUUUGCACUCAGUAGCAGACCAGGACGAGGUUCGUAUCGUGGUGGGCUUCAAGCGCGGGACCACCAAAAGUUAUUACGCAGCUCUGUCGUCUUUGCUACAUUACUACCACCUUAAGCCCUCCAAGAUCUACAUGGAGACUUUCACCAAUGAUGUCAUGAUCUACUCCCUGUACCUGAAACAAUCUCAACAGUCCGAGAGCGUUCUCAACAGUCUCCCAAUGUCUAUCAUGCAAAUCGAAAGAGAAGCUUCUUUGUUAUAUGCUAUUCCAAGUAACUUCUUCCAAGACCUGUAUCAGCAGAGAAGCUUCUCCCCACAAGAGGCUAUCUACGCCCACAUUAGCGCCAUCUUCAUCAACAACUUUAUUAACAGACUCGGUGACGACUACCAAAACCUGGUUGCUCAAAUAAGUGUUUCAGGAGCUAACAAGAACAACAAUUCAGCGCAGGAGGUGCUUGCUAGCCUGAAGAAAAAGCUAAGAAACGAGACAUACACCCAGCAGAUGAUCAUUGACGUCUUGCACAAAUACAAGAGUAUUGUAUCCAAGCUUUACAAGAACUUUGCUCAGGUCCAUUACGUUUCGUCCUCGUCUUCCAAAUUCGGAAAAACCCUUUCCUAUCAGAGGCUUUCGAAGCUGGAACCCUUCAAGGACGAUAAUGAGUUUGAGCUAUACUUAAACAAGUUCAUCCCCAAUGACUCUCCUGACAUGCUGGUUUUGAAAACUCUCAACUUGUUUAACAAGUCCAUUUUGAAAACUAACUUCUUCAUCACUAGAAAAGUGGCCAUCUCAUUCAGGCUGAACCCUGCCUUGAUCAUGCCAGAGGUAGAAUUCCCCGAAACCCCCUUCGGUAUAUUCUUUGUUGUCGGAAACACAUUCAAAGCCUUCCACAUUCGUUUCAGAGAUAUUGCAAGAGGUGGUAUUCGCAUAGUGUGCUCCAAAACCCAGGAUAUCUAUGAAGUCAACUCAAAGAUGGCGAUUGAUGAAAACUACCAGCUUGCUUCAACUCAACAACGCAAAAACAAAGACAUUCCUGAGGGUGGAUCAAAGGGAGUUAUAUUAUUGAAUCCUACCUUGACAUCUCCUGAGCAAACUUUCGUGGCCUUUUCUCAGUACGUCGAUGCAAUUAUCGAUAUCUUGAUUCAGGAUCCAUUGAAAGAGAAGUACGUUGACUUGCUAGGCCAAGAAGAAAUCUUGUUUUUUGGCCCUGACGAAGGAACUGCCGGGUUUGUUGACUGGGCAACUAGCCACGCCAAGAGCAGAGGCUGCCCUUGGUGGAAGUCUUUCUUGACAGGAAAGUCUGCCUCUAUGGGAGGAAUCCCACAUGAUGACUAUGGUAUGACUUCCCUCAGUGUCCGCGCAUUUGUUAACGGUCUUUACGAGACUUUGGGCUUGCAAGAGAAAACGAUACACAAAUUCCAAACAGGCGGCCCUGACGGAGAUUUAGGGUCUAACGAAAUCCUGUUGUCAUCAUCCAAUGAGCAAUAUGUGGCACUUGUCGAUGGUUCUGGAGUUUUGUGCGAUCCAAGUGGUUUGGACAUGGCAGAACUGAAGAGGCUUGCAAAUGAGAGAAAAAUGGUGACUUCUUAUGACAAAUCAAAGCUAAAACACCAUGGAUUCUUCGUCUCAGUUGACGAGGUCGAUAUCAUUCUACCAAACGGAGUUAUUGUCGCAAACGGUACCACAUUCAGAAACAGAUUCCACUUGGAAAUCUUCAAUUUUGUUGACAAAGUUGACCUGUUUGUUCCUUGUGGUGGUAGGCCCAAUUCCAUCGACAUCAACGUGUUGCAUUUCUAUGUUGACGAAAAAACCAGCAGGUGCAAGAUUCCUUAUAUUGUCGAAGGUGCCAACCUGUUCAUUACGCAACCAGCAAAGAUCGCUCUCGAGAACCAUGGUUGCAUUUUGUUUAAGGAUGCCUCGACUAACAAAGGAGGUGUUACUUCUUCUUCCAUGGAGGUCCAGGCUUCGCUAGCCUUGAACGACGCCGACUUCAUCAACAAAUUUAUCGGAAAGGAACCCCAGCAAAGAACUCCACUUUAUGCCGCGUACGUCGAAGAGGUUCAGGAUAGAAUCCAAAAGAACGCGCGUGCUGAGUUUAACCAGCUAUGGCAGUUAAACCAGUCAACCGGAACCCCCAUUUCUGAACUAUCCAACGUGCUCUCACAAACCAUCAACAAAGUCAAUGAUGAGCUCAUCAACUCUAAUGAGCUGUGGGUUAACGACUUGAAGCUGCGGAACUUUUUGCUGCUGAAGAAAAUUAUUCCAAAACUACUUAUCGACGUGGCUGGCCCAACCAGUGUUUUGGAGAACAUCCCUGUUUCUUACCUGAAAGCUUUGCUAUCCAGCUACCUUUCAAGCACCUAUGUUUACAGCUAUGGUAUUGACGUGAACAUUGGGAAGUUUUUGGAGUACAUUGGCGAAUUAAAGAGAGAAGCCGAGGAUUUCGCUCUGGCUUAA